UGCAGCUCUCACUGGAGCUAAAAGGAAGCUCUGGCUGGGCAACCGCUCCACAGUGAGAGCUUGUAAGAGUAGAUUAAGCUCUUGACGUGCUACUUUCAUAACCGGUCUUGCUCUGAAAUGGCUGUGGGAGAGCUGGGGGAAAGCAGUGUGAUGUGAGGGGGCGGUGAAUUCUGCUCUGCUUGGAGGGACAUCUGGCGUAGUGUGGGGAGACGGAACAAGCACACAUGCUUAUUCAUGUCGCUCGUAGGGCUGUGGGCUCACGGUGUCACCAUGCAGGACGGCUCAGGACCGGAGCAGCCAGACGAUCUCCUGUGACGGAUAGACAGUGGACAUAAGGCCAUGCCUGGUAGGAGUGAGAAGCUGCCAUCCACUCACCCAGCUGUGCAGGAAGCGUUGCGACAGACGGAACAGUCCCCUGCUACAACCUUGGCGCAUUCAUGGAGAACACUGGGGCUGAGUCAGACAUUCUCCGCAGCGUGCAUGCUCUGCUUCGAGAACUCGAUAGACACCACCCUGCCUUCCAGAAUGAGCGAGGGAUGUUGCGAUGGACCUUGCAUAAAAAAACUGACCGGAAUCCUGGGAACAGCACCAUCUUGGCUAAAAUCCUCGUGAAGGAGCUGGAAAGGGCAGAAAGAGGAGAUUAUAGACAUUAUAUCAUCCCCCUGCUCCAUACGCUAAUGUACACACUAAUAAAGGCUCCGUGCUUUUCAGAUGAUCUCUAUGGAAGAAUAUAUGAUUUCUGCAAGAAGCUAUUAACCCUGCCCAAGCCCUACUGCACCAUUGGCCUGGACUAUGCUUGUCGGUUAAAAACAGAAAGGGUGGCACCAGGAGUGUUAUACCAAAGAAUGGUUAUUUCCGAACAAAGUCUUAGAAGUGACCCGUAUCCUUAUCAGGAGAAGGUUUUCAUAUUUGCAGAUCCAGAUCUGCUUUCCAAGGCUGUAUGCAAUGCACUAGUCACUGAUACCAAGGCUGCUCAGACGUAUCAAAGUCCCAGAUCAUGCAUGUGCUAUGUGAUAAUGCAUGCCAUGCAGGUGGCUCUGGAAGACGACUGUGAUAUUUACAAUUUGCAGAGGAUCCUUCAGGAUAAGCCCACAGAGGAGAUAGAACACUUUUUCCGACAAGUGGUGACAGCAGUUGAGUGUACAGGAAAUGAAAUAAAUGCAGACCGCAGCCAGCACGUUGAGAGGCUGAAGAAAGUCUAUGAUGUAGUGCUGAGUUCUUCUGAAACAGGGGAUACUUCACCAGAAGGGCUCCAGGACAUCCCUCUGCCCAACCCAAAUAUUAGUUUUCACUUGUGGACAGAGGAAGACCAGCUUUGGAAGGAGCUUGUGCUGUUUGUCCGUCCCCUGUCACAGACCUGUGAACAGGACUGUCUGAGCCAGGAGCUAGACAACUUUGAAAUACAAGACAUUGUGACAGAGUGUGAGUGCUGUGAGCAGACUCGGUUCUCUGUGCUAUCCACUGACAGUGGGAUUGAACGGGACUUGCCACCAGUGGGUGAAGAGCCUCCUCCUCAUUGCAGUGCUGAGGUUGAGCACUCCCGGCUCCAGAGAAAAGGUGGCAUUAAGAAAAAGGCAUCUCCUUUGGAGGCCAUGGCCUACCUGCAGGCCAGCUGCAAUGGCCCAGGAGUAAAGCAUUCUGGAAAAAUGCACACAAAGUCUGGCAGCAACAUGGAGUCUAUGUCUUCUCUCCAGAGACUGCACACCGCCCGAAUUGUUGUUUUGGGGGAUGACAGGAUAUUGGGGCGACUGGCCCAAGCCUUUCACUCUCUGAGGAAACGAGAAACCAGGCGAGUCUUUUUGACCACACGACUGAACCUGCAGUUCUAUUACGUCCCUGUUGUAGAGGGCCAGCAAAGCACAUGGCCCACUGAAGAACAUGCCAUGCCUAGCCAGAUAGACCUCUGUGAAGUGGCUGGGUACCUUGGGAGAGCUGACCCGUGGUACGAGAGCAACAUCAACACUCUGUGUCACAUGAUCCCCAAGCUGGCGACUAUGCCCUCUUCACCAAGCAAACAUCUUGUGACGAAUACCUUCAUUAUCGAUGUAAUGUCUUACUACAUACGCAUGGGCAUCCAGCCAGUGUGUUUCCAGGUCUACUCUGUUAAGAUUGUCUUCAGUGACACAGCUCGGGAGCCAGCAGAGGAUGUGUUUGUCACUGAGCUGAGUGUAAAAGUACAAGAUUACAACCCCACCAGAGACUUAGUGCUGGCAAGGAAGAAGACAAUGCUGGAAGGUCCUGGGGCAGAUAUUACAGCAAUGUAUAGAAAGGUUUUGCUGAGUAGUCGGGGGAAAGAAUUGGGUGUCUCACUGAGAUCUACUGGCUUGGUAAUGAAAGCCAUUCCACCUGAUGAAGCUGAAGAUUUGAUGUGCUUGAAUGUGUAUAUUACUGAAGUCAUCAAAACCAGCAACCUUUCAGGAAGAUCAUUUUCUUUUAUGACAAACAAGAUCAGAAUGCACAGUAUCAAAGUCAGCAGCAUGGAUCAAAAGACCUUCACACUGUGCCUGGACAAAGACUUCAGAAGAACCUACAGGAAUGUAGUCAGUGUGGAAGUUUCACCCUGCCUGGAACCUGGCUACUGUUUGCAGAAAACGAGGACAAUGCAAUUCAGCAUGCAUGGAUCAGAGGAUGUAGGACUGGCCAAGUACAUGCCCAAAUCUUUGUUAUUACCUAUCAAUACAUUUGCAGGUAUAAUCCAGUGAAGAAAAUUCCAGCGUGGAGAGUGGCAUGAAAAUGAAAAGGUCUUAUAAGAAUCUCUCAUUCGGUCAUAAGAGCACAAGGAUGGAGGAACACACUAAAAGCCACCUGAAACUGGCAAUGAUGAUUCUACUUACAAUGCUGCAGCAGUACAGAAGUUCACUGUUCAGUAAAACACAUGUGAAAGCACAGUUUAAAACCUCUCUGUCAGGGGAACACAGCAAAAGUAGUUUUACUCUUGCAGCUUACUUCUAUACAGUAGCCUUUGUUUAACAAGUCUUCAGUGCAGCCAGGUGUUGGAUAGUCUUGCUGCCGUCUUUGAGCAAGAAGAGGCUGCACACCACUUCCUCAGUUUAAUUUAUGAGCUGCCUCUCUGACUUCCAGCUAAGGUUUUAUAUGCAGCUUAAUUAUAAGAACUUUUUAUCAUUGAUAUGAAAAGCAUGUCAUGUUAUUCAAAAUGGCCACAUUACCAACACCCCUUCUACCCCAUCUUGCUACUGCAGUCCUGUCUCCCAAGGAAAAGAGGUAGCCUGCAGGUGAUGGACUUUACAUCAGCUACUCUGGCUCCCAAAAACAGUUGCCUGCACAGUCUGGAUUUGGAUUCUCCUUCCACAAGAGGAACAGAAACUAAAGAACUAUGUUGGUGGCCUCAGAAUUGGACCUGGGAGCUAGGCGUCUGCAAUACUGCUCCAUUUAUUUGUUCUGCUGCUACUAGAGUACAAAAUUAGCUCUCAAAAUAUAGCUUGAAUAGUGCCAGUAUGGUUAGUGGCCCUGGUUAGGAUCAAACUAACCUGUUUUAAAAUUUAAACAUCACAUAAUAGCAGGUGCAUAAGCUGUUUUCUUUAUUCCAUUUUUUGCAAGCUGAAGUCAUUUCAGAAAGAGUGUAUAUUUCUUAACUUGUCAACAUCUAAUUUGGGAUAUCCAGGACAGGUCCAGUAAAGCUUCACUUAAUUCUUGAUUGAUAUAAUUGUUAGGCCUGCCUUGUAUGACACUAUAUUGUUUAUUCCUUAAAACUAGACAUAUUCAAACCCCAAAGUACUCUCUGCUUUCAAUAUGUCAUUGCCAUGGUGUAAGCACAGAACAUCUACCCAAAGAAAAUGUGGUGGCUUCUCCAGUCAUCUUUGGUCUUUGUGUACUUCCUGUAGUGUGUGCUCUCUAUUCCACUGAUUUAAUAAGGGCUGCCAGGGACCACAUCUUCACUUAACCCUUCUGUCAGCACAUCUGUGCCAGAUGGACAUGUGAUACCUGACAGAGUUGUGCCAGGAGACAUUCCUACUUUAGAUGCAGUUAUACUAGUAAAUAUACGCUCUUGCUAAAAUUGCUUUUCACAUGUGGGGGUGUUUUUAUUACAUGGGUAGAAAGCACAGCUACUUAUGUUGUUAGACCCACAUGAAAGGUACUCUGCUGGUUCAGGAUAGCAGCAUUGCUAUACUGGUAAGAUGAUUGUGCAGACAUAACCAAAAUGCCCAGAGCAAUUUAUACAUUUAAUAGUAUAUUAUGGCAUUUGGCAUAUUGGACCUGGUUAGCUAGCAGUAGUACAUGGUAUUGAGUGCAGCAGGGGUACUGCAGGUAGCCAGUGCAGCCCAUUCCUCAUUACCCAAGAGGUGAAUCCUCCAAGUCAUUUGUGCCUGGCCCAAUGGGAGCUGUGCCUCUGAGAUUUAAGUUAUUGUAUGUAGAUGCCUACAUUUAGAAUUAGGAACCUACCUUUGAAUACCCAAGCCUGAAAUUGUAGGUUGUAUUGCUCAGAUCAGGGGUGGCCAACUUGUGGCAUGCAUGCCGCAAGUGGCAUGGGCAGCCUCUGUAUGUGGCACAUGGCAAAUU
Molecule: messenger RNA, 4518 nt
Organism: Gavialis gangeticus (Gharial)
Lineage: Eukaryota; Metazoa; Chordata; Crocodylia; Gavialidae
Gene: PIK3R6
Product: phosphoinositide-3-kinase regulatory subunit 6
Exons: 20
Coding region: 438-2702 (754 amino acids)
Biological process (GO): G protein-coupled receptor signaling pathway; positive regulation of MAP kinase activity
Cellular component (GO): phosphatidylinositol 3-kinase complex, class IB
Molecular function (GO): 1-phosphatidylinositol-3-kinase regulator activity
Source: RefSeq, a predicted model, not a curated record